AUGGGUAUCCAAACAGAAAAGGAUAAAGAAAAGGAACACCAAAAAAAUAAUUUUAAAAUAUGUAGCAAAAAAUUUGAAACAGAUGAAUUAGAAGUCCUAAAAAAGAUAUAUAAAGAACUAGGUAGUCGAUCUGGCUCAAGUUAUAUUGACAAAGAAACUUUUCUUCAAUUUUUUCCUUUACCAGGGUUGUGGGGAGAAAGAUUAUUUUUAAAAUUUAAUUUCAAAAAUACUGGUUUUAUAGAUUUUGAAGAGUUUAUAAUAGGUAUAGCAAUAUGUUGUCGAGGGACAAAGAGUGAUAAGAUAAAUGUAUUGUUUGAUAUAUUUGAUUUGAAUGCAGAUGGGUUUAUUCAAAAAUCUGAGAUGGUAGCUAUGCUAUCUAACAUUCCUUAUAUUCAUAAAUUAAAAAAUAUAUUUUUUAAUAAAGAUAAAAGGAAAAAUAUGUAUGAUGAUGAUUAUACAAAGGAUGAUGAUAAUGCAGAUGAUGAAAAUGGAGAUGCUAUUGUAGAUUCUAAUGUAGGUACUAAUUCAGAUGCUAAUGUAGAUAUAGAUGCAGAUGCAGAUGUAGAAUACAAUGAUAGUGAUAGUGAUGAUUUUACUAUAGAUGAUGAUGAAGAGGUAGAUAGUUUGGAUGACAUCAGCGAUUCUUUUAGUAGUGUUUAUGAGGAUGAAGAUGAAUAUUCAAAUAACAACAACAACAAUAAUAAUAAUAAUAAUAAUAUAGAAAAUGUGAAUAUAAGUUCAGAUAAUAAAAAUGUAGAAGAGAAUAAUGCAGGAAAUUGUAGUAAAUGUAUAAAACAAAAAAAGAAUAAAGCAUUAAAUGCAAAUUUAAAUAACAAGAGAAAUUCCAAUGGUAAUAAUAAUUCAUUAAAUGUAAAGGAGCUAGCCAAAAAAAUACGAAAAGAAGAAAAAAGAAAAUUUGUAAAAAAGUUAAGAGAAUUAAAUGCAGUACAUUUAUAUAAAGAUAAUCAACUAAGUCAUAAAAAAGAAAGAAAAAAGAAAAAUAAAGAUCCAAAUGUUUCCACGAAUUCUCCUUUUUUUAAAAGUGAAAGUGAAGAUUAUAAUUCUUCAUCAAGUAAUAAUACAGAUGCUUUUGUUCAUGAUCAUAUAAAAUACAUAAAUAAAUAUAAAAAAAAAAGUUUAAAAAAUGAAGUUAAAAAAAAUGGACACAAAUAUAAAGAUGCAACAAAUGCAUAUAUAUCCUCAACUACAGAUAGUUCUACAAGUAACGAAAGUAAUUAUAAUAUAAGUAAUGACGAGUUUGAAAGUUGUAGUUCAAAUAAAGAUCAUAGAGAUUUGUGUUCUAGUGAUACGUCAGAUUCAUUUAUUAGUAUAUAUGGAUAUUUGAUAAAAAAUAGAAGGAGAAAAAAUACAAAAGAAAGGGACCACCAAAGUAAGGAGAAAGAUAAAAAAGAUCAAGAUGUAAAGGGAAAAAUAAAAGCAGAUGAUAAUAUUAAAAGGAAAGAUAAAUCAAUAGAUGAUGCUAAAGAAAAAGAACAAAUAAAGUGUGAGGCAAAAAAUAGAGACCACAAAAUAAAAGAAGAAAUAUCAGAAGGAAAAGAAAAUUUAAAACACAAAGAUGUUGAAAAAAAUAAAGAUGGAGAAAAAGAAGAAGGAAAAUGUGAUGAAAAAGAAAAUGAAGAAGAAAACAAAAUAAAAAAAGAAAAAUGUUUUACAAGAAAUGAUAUAAAUAUAUACAAAAAAGAAAAGAAAAAAGAAAAAAAAAUGAAUAAAUUAUAUGUAAACGAAUUUUGUCUACCAUCAAAAACUGCUAGAAGCAUCUUAAAUGAUGAAGAAAAUAAUAAACCCUCAGAUAAAAAUGUUGAUGUAGAAGCUAUCGUUGAUAUUAUGUUAGAAGAAUGUGAAUUUUUAGAUAAUGAUAAAAUAACACUUAUACAAUUUAAAAGUGUUAUUCAUAAAUAUGAUUUCUUUUUAUAUAUCUUUUUUAAUUGCUUACAUGAAGAUAUUUGGGGCUUACAAGGAAAUGUUUUAUAUGGUAGAGAUUAUAUAAGUAACUUUGUUAUAAAAUCUGAAAAUUUUAAAAAUAAAGAAAUUGAGCAAGAUGAGGAUGAUGCUAUUACAGAAGAAUUAUAUUUUAAAAUAAGACAACUUUUUAUAGUUCAAGCACCUGAUUAUGAUUGUGUGAAUGAUGAUCUGUGUGUAAACUUUUUAAAUACAAAGAAUGUGGAAGAGGACAUAAAGGAAGAAUAUGAUGAUGAUGAUGAUGAAGAAGAAGAAGAAUUAGAUAAAGAGUAUAAAAAAGAUGGUGGAGACAAAAAGGAUAACAUAGAAAAGGAGGAUGAAGAAUAUAUAAAAAAUAAUUUUAGUAAGGAUAAAAAUGACUCAUCUGUAAAUAAAAAAAAACUAAAAAAUGAAAAUAAUGCAAAAUUAGUUAGCUUUGUUAGUGAAGUGAAAACAGGAGAAGAAAAUAUUGUUGACAAAGAUAAAAUUAAAGAAUAUGAAAAAGAUAAGCAUGAUAAGAAGAAUGUUAAUAGUUCCUUUGAAAGUGAGCAUGAAGAUUUGAAGAGCCAAUUUGUAAAUAUGAAAGAGAAAAAAAAGAAAACCUUAAAAGAAAAAGAUGAAUUGAAUAAUAUGAAGGAGGAUAAUAAAAUGCAUAAAAAAUUGCAAGAGUAUGAUAAGAAGAGCAUUCAUAAUAUAGAAAAUGAAAAUAAAAAUAAAAAUGAAAUUCAAAAUGUAAAUCAAAAUGUAAAUCAAAAUGUAAAUCAAAAUGUAAAUCAAAAUGUAAAUCAAAAUGUAAAUCAAAAUGUAAAUCAAAAUGUAAUUCAAAAUGUAAAUCAAAAUGUAAAUCAAAAUGAAAUUCAAAAUGAAAAUUCAAAGGAUAAUAAUAUAUUGAAAGAAAAAAAUUCUUAUGAAGACGAUAUAGGAAAACCUAAGGUAAUAAAUAAUGAAAUAAAUAAAAAUAUAGAUAAUUUUUCUGAAAAUGUAUUGGAUUUGUCAUAUGAUGAAAAAUUGUUAAAAUUGUCAUCAAAUGGUACAAACAAAAAAAAAGAAUUAAACAAUGAAGAUGAUAAUAAUAAUAAUAAUAAUAAUAAUAAUAAUAAUAAAAAUUUUGAUGAAUCUCAAACAAUUCAAGAAUUCCAAAAUGAUAAUAAAAAGAAUGUUGUUGAAGAGGAAAAUAUUUUAAUUAACCAGAAAAAAAGUUCAUACAAUAUGAAAGAAGAUCCAAUAAAUAUUCAGGUUGAUAUGAAAAAUAAUAUUAAUAUGAAUAUUCUUAUUAAUAGGAUGAAUGAUGUGAAUGGUAUUAAUAAUGAACAAAAGAAAAAUGAUGUUGCUAAAAGGAAUAAACAUAAUACAAAUAGAAAUGAACAAAUGAAUAAAAAAGAUAUUUCAGAUAAUAAUAAUAAUAGUACUAUUAUUAAUAAUAAUAUGAUUAAUUUAAAUAAUGAUUUAUUAAAUAUAGAAAAUACAGAAAAUAAGAAUAGAUAUGAAUGUGAUUUCAAUUUAUUAACAAAUCAACUUAAUGAUAUAUUUUCAAAAGAAAUUGUUGAAUUUAUUCAAGCAUCUAAAAUUAGUUUUAAUAUUAAUGAUGUUUGUAAAGAAAGAAAUUUACAGAUGAAAAAAGAAAGACUUCAGAAAGCUCGUAGAAAUUAUUUGAAAAAUAAUAAGAACAAUUUAAAUAUAUCUUUAAAUUAUCAAAGGCAAAAGAAAUAUCCUUUUAAUAAAUUAUUCUUAGAAGAAUUGCAAAAGGAUGAAAAAAAUAAAGAAAUUAAAAAAACAGAAGAACAAGUAACUGAUGUAUCAUGUUUUGAAUAUAAUCAAAAUGGUGUUUUUAGUAACAAAGUAGAACAAACUAAAACAAAUACAAAUGUCUUAACAAUAAAUAAUGAAAACAAUGAAGAAGAUAUUAAACAAAAUGAAAAAGAUAUAAACGAGCAAACCGUAGAAAUAGAAAAGAAAGAAGAUAAUAAUACUCUUACUAAUAAAUUAAAUAAAAAAAAAAGUUUUUCAGGAUUGAAAUUACAAAAUAUAGAGAAAAUGGAUAUAUUAGAAAAGUUUGGGUUGUCCUAUAAAAAAAGUGAAAAAAUUAGUCUGGGUUGUUCCAUAUUUCACAAUAAGGUAGAAGAAAAGAGAGCAUCUUUUAAUAAGAAUCAGGAUGGAAUUGAAGAAGAUAUAAAGAAAGGAGAUUUAAAUGAUGAAAAGGUAAAGAAGAAUGAUAUUAAUGAUGAUAAAGCAAAGAAGAAUGAUAUUAAUGAUGAUAAAGCAAAGAAGAAUGAUAUUAAUGAUGAUAAAGCAAAGAAGAAUGAUAUUAAUGAUGAUAAAGCAAAGAAGAAUGAUAUUAAUGAUGAUAAAGCAAAGAAGAAUGAUAUUAAUGAUGAUAAAACAAAGAAGAAUGAUAUUAAUGAUGAUAAAACAAAGAAGAAUGAUAUUAAUGAUGAUAAAUCAAAGAAGAAUGAAACAAAUGAUGAUAAAACAAAGAAGAAUGAAACAAAUAAUGAUAAAAUAACCAAUCAAAAAAGUAUUAGCGAUAAAGACUCAACUAAAAAGAAAAAUAGUAGUGUAAGUGCAUUGAAUAAAAUGGAUAGUCUUAAAAAAGAAGAAAGUUCAAGUAAUGAUAUGGAAAGUUCUUAUUAUUCUAAUAAGAAGAAAAAGAAAUAUGAUUUAACAAAAAAACAUGGAAAAGAUAUAAAUUUAUAUUCAUGUCCUAAUUGUAAAGGUCCAUUUUUAAUGUGUCCGAAUUGUCAUUGUAGAUAUCCAAGAUUUUGUGUUAAUGAUAAUAAGAUAGCAAUGGAAUGUGAAUAUUGUGAUUGUGAGCAUUGUUAUUUUUAUAAUUGUAUAUAUUGUAAUUUUGAUUUCCAGAAAUGUUUAGAUAUGAUAAAAAAGAAUUCUCUUAAAGAAGGUAUAUUAUAUAAAAUAGGAAAACAUUUACAUCAGUUUAAAGCUAGAUAUUACAUAUUAUUUGAUAAUUUAUUAUAUUAUUAUGAUAAAAAAAGGAAUUUAAAACCUAGAGGAUUUAUGUUUUUAGAAGGAUGUUAUGUUGAAUUAAUUGCAAAGAAUGAUAAUAUUAAUAAAUAUGGUUUUUCUAUAUGUCAUAAAGGUAUGAAACAAGUACAGAAACGUAAUUUAUAUGUAAAUACAUUAGAAGAAAGAGAUGAAUGGGUCCAAGCUUUAUAUUCAUCUACAAAACAAAAUACAUUAUAUAAUUUAUAUGAAUUACAUGAACAAUUAGGUCAAGGUAAAUUUUCAACAGUUUAUAGAGGUAUAAAUAAACAAACAAAUUCUGAAUUUGCCAUUAAGGUUAUUGAUAAAAGAUCUGUAUCUAUAUAUGAAAAAGAAUUAUUAAGAAGUGAAAUAUCUAUAUUAAGAUUAUUAAGACAUCCAAAUGUUAUAUACUUAAAAGAAAUAAUUAAUACAAAAGAAACUUUAUAUAUAUCUAUGGAAUUAGUUAAAGGGGGAGAAUUAUAUGAUUUUUUAUUAGCUGAAACAAGAUUAAGUGAAAUUCAUGCAAAUAAAAUUAUAACUCAAUUAAUAAAAACAGUAGCAUAUUUACAUAGAUGUGGUAUUAUACAUAGAGAUAUUAAACCAGAAAAUAUAUUACUUACAGAUAAAUCAAGAGAUGCUCAAAUAAAAUUAACAGAUUUUGGUUUAUCAACAUUAUGUGCUCCUAAUGAAUUAUUAAAAGAACCAUGUGGAACAUUAGCAUAUGUAGCACCAGAAGUUAUUACUUUACAAGGUUAUAAUCAUAAAGUAGAUGCAUGGUCUAUUGGUAUUAUAUUAUAUUUAUUAUUAAGUGGUAAAUUACCUUUCCCUAUUAAUAAAAAUACUGAAAUGAAUAUACAAAAAAAUUAUGUAUUAAAUUUUAAAGAUUAUAUAUGGAAAAGUAUAUCUUCAUCAGCCAAAGAUCUUAUAUCAAAACUAUUAGAAUUAAAUGUAGAAAAAAGAAUAUCAGCAAAUGAAGCUUUAGAACAUAUAUGGGUUAAAAACCCUACUGCUGUAAUAAAUGAAAAUUCUUUUAUAUAUAAAAAUGAAGAAAUUAAUAUUUUAAAUUUACAAGAUGUUAGUGUUAGUACAUUUAAUAUACCAAGAUAUACACCUUUACAUAUUGAAGACGAAAAAAAUACAGAAGAGGUAGAAAAUAAAGAACAAAUAUUUAAUAUACAUGAAAAUAAUAUUAUAUGUGAAAAUAAUGAUUCCAUUGAUGAACCAGUUAUACCAUUACCAUAUAGUGGUGCCCCAAUAAAAGAACAUAUUAAUGAUAAAAAAAAUAUACAUAACAUAUCAUCUUCAAUAGAAGAUAUAUCAAUGAAUAAACAAGAAAAUCUUAUAUAUGAAUCAAUAAAUAAAGAUAUCUCAAAUCCUAACAAAAAUUUAUCACAAAUUGCAGCGGAUCAAAAUAAUGAAAAUCAAAAUGAACAGAGUAAUCUAAAUACAUGUAAUAAUAAAAUUAAUGAGACUAAAAGGAGUUCAACAGAUGCAAACGCUGUCCAAAUAAAUGAUAGUGCAAAUAAAGAACAUGAAAAAUAA
Messenger RNA from Plasmodium adleri (nom. inval.), 6480 nucleotides. RefSeq names its product calcium-dependent protein kinase 7. Gene Ontology annotation, molecular function: calcium ion binding; protein serine/threonine kinase activity; ATP binding. Gene Ontology annotation, cellular component: nucleus. Lineage: Eukaryota; Apicomplexa; Aconoidasida; Haemosporida; Plasmodiidae. The record is from RefSeq and is a predicted model, not a curated record. Bases 1 to 6480 code for a protein of 2159 amino acids. Gene Ontology annotation, biological process: positive regulation of apoptotic process; intracellular signal transduction; protein phosphorylation. The transcript has 2 exons.